GCCGAAGCAGAAGCCGGGUUUAGUUUUGACACACAGCGAAUCGUUCCCUGCAACGGCCAAACCGGAAAAAGCUGGUUCAUUUUAGCGCAUGCUACAGUGCGCAGCAUAAGAAGUAUCGACAUUUCCUUGUUCUUUCUCUCUCUUGCCCAAACGAGGGCUACCACGGCGAUACACUCGAUGCUCCAUCCCUCUCUGGUUACUUAUUAACCUUAUUUUUCUUCUUCGCCAACGACUCUGGCUUCUCCCUUGUCCUCCAUCGUCCACUCAGAUCCUCUGUCCGAAUCGUUUUCUGAAGAUCUCAAUCCUUUCCGGGCAUUUACUCGGAGAAUUUCAGCUCCCGUUCUUCUGUAUUUUAUGCAUUUCGAGCUUUUAGGCGAGAAUUAGGAGUAAUUUGCUUCUAGAUUUGGGGAAUGGCUUCUGUAUCUCAUUCUCCGGUUACAUUUUUGGGGACGGCUUCGGAUCUUCUGCGCAGCUCGAGUAAUGGAAUUAGUGGGGUUCCACUGAAAGCCCUAGGAAGGGCGAGAUUGGGCAUGAGAAGGAGGGAAUUUACAGUGGCUGCGAAGGUUAGGAAGGGGAAAAAGCACGAGUAUCCGUGGCCAGAUGAUCUGGAACUGGAUCCGAAUGUUAAAGGAGGAGUCCUUAGUUAUCUCUCACAUUUCAAACCAUUGAAAGAGAAGCAGAAACCGGUCACUCUGGACUUUGAGAGGCCGCUUCUGGAUCUGGAAAAGAAGAUUAUUGAUGUACGGAAGAUGGCAGAUGAAACUGGUUUGGACUUCAGUGAUCAAAUUCUCUCACUUGAGAGUAAAUAUCAGCAGGCUCUAAAGGAUUUAUACACGCACCUGACUCCUAUACAACGUGUGAAUAUUGCUCGGCAUCCUAACAGACCAACUUUUCUGGAUCAUGUGUUGAACAUUACUGACAAGUGGGUGGAGCUUCAUGGGGAUCGAGCAGGGUAUGAUGAUCCUGCCAUUGUUACUGGUCUUGGAAUGAUAGAUGGCAGAAGAUACAUGUUCAUUGGUCAGCAGAAGGGUAGAAAUACAAAGGAGAAUGUUCAGCGCAACUUUGGAAUGCCUACCCCCCAUGGUUACCGGAAGGCUCUGCGAAUGAUGUAUUAUGCCGAUCACCACGGAUUCCCUAUUAUUACUUUCAUUGACACUCCAGGUGCAUUUGCAGACCUUAAAUCAGAGGCAUUAGGCCAGGGUGAAGCCAUAGCUCACAAUUUGAGGACGAUGUUUGGUCUGAAGGUGCCAAUUGUUACCAUUGUUAUUGGCGAAGGUGGCUCUGGUGGUGCUCUAGCUAUUGGCUGUGCUAAUAAGAUGCUAAUGCUUGAAAAUGCAGUUUUUUAUGUUGCCAGCCCAGAAGCAUGUGCAGCAAUCCUGUGGAAGAGUGCUAAAGCAUCUCCAAAGGCUGCUGAGAAGCUGAAGAUCAUUGCUGACGAGUUGUACAGGCUAAAAAUUGCAGAUAGAAUCAUCCCUGAGCCACUUGGUGGUGCACAUGCAGAUCCGUCUUGGACCUCACAACAGAUAAAGAUUGCGAUAAAUGAAGAAAUGGAUGAGCUCAUGAAGAUGGACGCACAAGAGCUGCUAAACCAUCGGAUGCAAAAGUUCCGAAAGCUAGGUGGUUUUCAAGAGGGAAUCCCAGUAGAUCCCAAAAGGAAAGUCAACAUGAAAAAGAAAGAUGUGGCUACUAUUCGAACAAGGGAGCCAGGCAAGAGUCUAGACCUGGAGUUGGAAGGUGAGAUUGAAAAACUGAGAGAGAGAAUUUCGGAAGCCAAAUCAUCCAUAAAGCCUCCAGAUUUUGAUCUGAAUGAGACGAUUGAGAAACUGAAGAGGGAAGUUGAACAUGAAUAUUCUGAGGCAGUAAAAGCUUUGGGCUUGAAGGACAAGCUUGCGAUGUUGCGGGAUGAAUUUGCAAAAUCAAGGAAUACACAGGGCCAACUCCAACAUCCAACAUUGAUGGAUGAGAUUGAGAAGCUUAAAGCUGAGCUCAACCAGGGUCUGCCGGCAGCUCCUAAUUUUGCAAGCCUAAAAUAUAAGCUCAACAUGUUGAAGGAAUUAUCUGAAGACAAGAAUGUCUUGGAAAAGAAGAAGGAGGCGGCUACAAUGAAGAUGGAAAUCAAUAAGAGAUUCGAAGAGGUAAUGGAUCGCCCUAAUAUAAAGGUGAAGAUUGAGGCAGUGAAAACUGCAAUUGAAAAUUCUGGUGUAUCCCAAUUUGAGGAUUUAGAUGAUGGGCUAAAGGAGAAAAUUGUGAAGGUGAGGAAAGAGAUACAGCAAGAACAGGUCAAUGUUCUUAAAUCGUUGGGUUUUGAUGUUGAGAAAGUCGUAUCGAAAGCAGACGACCACAGUGAAUGGACUUCAUCCUUGAACUUGAAGGUUGAGAUAGACGAAUUGAAUAAAGAGAUUAAUGCGUGCAUCGAAGAUGCUGUCAGCUCAUCAGAUCUGAAGAACAAGAUUGAGUUGCUGAAGUUGGAGGCUGCGAAGGCUGGAAAGACACCUGAUAUAGAGUCAAAAAAUAAAAUUGAGGUUCUGAAGCAAGAAAUCAGGCAAAGCCUUGCAGAGGUUUUGAAUUCUCCAGAGUUUGCAGAGAAGCGUGAAAAGCUCAAGGCAGAGAUCUCCAAAACCAUGGAAGCUUUUGGAGGGUUGGAUGGAAGUUUAAAUAAAGAAAAUCAAAAAGAGCCAAGAGAAGAGAUUAAAUUAGAUGCAGAGCGCAGUGUUGCCUAAAGUAAGUUCAUUCUUAUUCCUUCAUGGGAUCUUUAGGCAUUUUAGGAUGGAUUAACACAUAUUUGCACUCCAGUUGGGAUGAUUGAAUGGUGUUGUUUUCUUGAAUCUGGGUCCUUUCAGCUGAUGGCGUCUAGGCACCUGCUUGCAUUUUUGUUCUUUUUUUCGGAAGAAAAUAACCUUAGAUUCUGAGGUUGAACUAGCUCCAGUUUUAGUCCACGGCAUGUUUUUGGUUUUAACCAAAUGUUGGAAACCUGAAAUAACUUGACCCCGUGUUUGGGAGCUUGGAAUUCAAUUUGGUUGUGGAUAUGAAUAAAAUGUAAUUUAAAAUUAUAUAGAAUUUCGUCCAAAUCCAAAUCUUGGGCUAGAAUUUCAUGAUCCCAAACACAACCUGAAUUCAUUUCAGUUAGUUCGGUGCAAUCACAAUAGAAUGGCAGCUAUUAUUUAUUGUUAAAGUUUGGUAACUUUUGGGUUCAACUUCAACAUAGGGAGAAUUGGUGAUUCACUAGAUUUCCUAAUAAAUUCCAAUAACUAGGCAUUUGGUUCAGAGAAUCAGAUGCCUGAGAAUCCUGUAACUGGGACUAAGAUGCAUUUGUUGGAAUCCAGAUUACCAAAAGUAUAAUAUGAGAACGUUUUAUGGGUAUAAUAGUAGGUCCCAUGGAAUCCUAGAUGCCAAUUUAGGUUUAUCUGAAUGAAACUAUGCCGACAUUUAGGAUUCCCAACCUCACAUUCUGUUGAAUCUUCAUAGAUUUCUUGAACAAAAAUGAAAUCUAUUAAAAACUGAAUCAGUCUUUAAGACUGAACAUACUUUAAAACUUCUGUUCUUCAUGCGGCCCUCUGGCUUACUGUCAUCAUAUCCUGCCUCAUCUGCAAGGUUUUGCUUUUGCAGGGAUGCGAGAAAGCAGAUGUUUUGCCGCAGCUGGGACAUGAAAAACAGAUGGCAGUACUCUUUUUUUCUUUAUUUGGUUUCCAUUUUCCAGUGGAAUUUUCUCUACUUUGAAUUAGUUUACCCUUUAUUUAUUUAUUUCAUUUUUUUUUUUUUUGCCGUUUCAUUUUUCUUUUACCUCCCUUUUUUAUUUCUUGGCAGAAAAUGGUGUCUUUCUAUUUUAUAUAUACAGAAAAGUUUGUAUAGAUUAUGCGUGUGCCUAGGGAAGAUGAAUAACAUGCUUCCAGAUGCAAGGAACAAUGGAAAUGGAUGAUGAACUUAAUUGUAUGAUUGUUUAUCGAUUGAUUUUUUAUGAUAAA
Molecule: messenger RNA, 3962 nt
Organism: Malania oleifera
Lineage: Eukaryota; Viridiplantae; Streptophyta; Magnoliopsida; Santalales; Ximeniaceae
Product: acetyl-coenzyme A carboxylase carboxyl transferase subunit alpha, chloroplastic
Exons: 11
Coding region: 411-2720 (769 amino acids)
Biological process (GO): fatty acid biosynthetic process
Cellular component (GO): acetyl-CoA carboxylase complex
Molecular function (GO): carboxyl- or carbamoyltransferase activity; acetyl-CoA carboxylase activity
Source: RefSeq, a predicted model, not a curated record